Molecule: messenger RNA, 2946 nt
Organism: Bombus huntii
Lineage: Eukaryota; Metazoa; Arthropoda; Insecta; Hymenoptera; Apidae
Product: lymphokine-activated killer T-cell-originated protein kinase
Exons: 6
Coding region: 1744-2775 (343 amino acids)
Biological process (GO): protein phosphorylation
Cellular component (GO): cytoplasm
Molecular function (GO): ATP binding; protein serine/threonine kinase activity
Source: RefSeq, a predicted model, not a curated record
UCAAUAUGCACUUUAUCAAUGAGAACCAAAAGGAAUAUUCCAACAGGAAGAUGAUGAUCAUAACGCUUAAUACGUUUUAAAAGAGAACUUUGUAUUGUCGUAAAUAUCUUUACUUUUUCUCUGAUAUUUUCUGGAAACGAACAUUUAACUACAAUAGAUAUGCUGCAUGUAUACUAACAAAUAUCAAAUUCUAAACAAGCCUAUAUAUAAGUUCAAAGCAGAAUCGCUCAUCUCUGGUUGAUUCUUUUAUUUUUUAAACGAAAUGAAAAUCAUGAGUUUGAAUACGGUACGCAACACCUUUUCUCGUAACAAAUAAAGCUCUACGUCACGCGAACUUAUUCUUAGCUACGAAACGCGUUCAAAAUUAAUCGAUUAUCUCUGUUUAGGGUGAUAUUAUUCAUCAGCUUCUGAACCAUCACGUCGAAGACUUUGACGUCAGAUAAUUUUUGCCCCAGUCACCUUUCCAACGAAUGCCUGGAUGAUUUUCAACUCCUUUACAAAAGCAUUCAAGUGUUGAUAUUGUUUUGCAGAAGCGAGCAUUUAAUUAGAUAUUGCUCGCUAAUUUCGAAACCAAUAGAAUUUAUGUACGACGGCGGAUGUUUGCUAAUUGUGAAUACUGUCCUAGUUCAAAACAAAAGUUGCUACGCAGAGAGAACGUUUCUUUACAAUAGGAGGAGCAUCGAAGUUCGAAACAAUUUCUAAAAUCACAAGCAAUAUCCUUCAGAGUACUUAACAAGGUAUCAGCCAAUACCUUGUUACCAGGUACCAAUACAAAUCAUCAACUAUUCGUUUUUUGCAUAUGAAAUAACAUAUUCGCCAGUCUGAGACGAAAGAGGUAACACAGGAAGCAUCGUUAAAUGCAGGAGAACAGGAUUUAAUUGAGCGACGAGCUUUGAAAGUGCAAGAAUAUCAUGUUCUAAAAAACAUAAAAAUAAGUGAAAAAACAUUAUAAAAAAAAGAGAAAUUUUCAGUACAAUAAAAAUUUCUUGAAAGAACGAUAUUAAGCGAAUAUCAUCAUUGUAAUGUGAGCUUCAAGUUUUAUCUAUACCCGAAAGCGUUUCUGAAAAAACAAACAGUUAUUUCAAGCAGAAAGCAUCAUUAGAGGAAUCCUUUACACCCGAUAGAGUGUCUAUUCAAGCGACUAACGAAAAUGCAAAGCCGUAGAGUAAACUUGGUAGGUUGCAGGAUAGUGUUACACCGAUUACAAAUUGAUCGUACUCGGAAAGCAAUAAGGGUAUUAAACAUAUCGUUUGAAAUUAUAUAUCUCCUAGCUUAAUAAUGACUAAAAGUCAUUAGGAACUUUUAUAUUUUUUAUACAUAUACUUAGAAUCUGGAAAUCUAAGAACGUAAAUUAAGAUCAAGUCAAAAGCAAUGUUUAAAAUUUCGGGACAAAUAAGGAUAUUUUGAACUUAGAAAACUGAAAAUAUUCCGGAUUAAAAAUAAACAUGUGCGCUUUUUCAUGGUAAACAAUAAUAGUAAUUUAACACACAAGUGUAAAAUGUUAUAAAUGAUUUUUAAAAUUAUUAUUUUUUGCAUAAUUGGUAGAUAUAAAAAAGUAAUUCAAGAAAUACAGAAAAGAUCUUGAUAUUGUCAGAGCUGAUAUUAUUAACUUUCUUUCUAUCAUAGUCCAUAAGGUUGGUAUUACUUGAGCGCCUCAAUAUCGAGAAAAUUUCAAAUCCAAGUGACUAACGGAAGAACAUACUUGAUUAAAUUUGUGUAAAUUUUUUAAGAAACAGUAGUACAAUGACUGAAUUUAAGACACCGACAACGAAGAGGUAUAAAAGUAGGGUACAAAAUAAUCCAGAAUUGCAAACGCCUAUUAAAAUACCAGCUUCACCGUUUUUAGAGCAAAUAGGUUAUGGAUGCGGUGUUAACGUAUUUAGCCUGGAACGAUCUCCAAAAGUUGGUUUUAUCCGAUCUCCAUGGGCGAUAAAAAAACGUAACUGCAAAAUUAAGGAAAAUAAAAAGUAUAAUGAACGCAUUCGAUUCGAAGCAGAAGUACUUCGUAAAUUAAAUCAUCCAAACAUUGUUGGUUUUCGAGCUUUUACGGAACUUUCAAAUGGCGAGCCAUGCUUGGCAAUGGAAAAAUUAGACGCUUCUUUAGGUGAUAAGAUAGAAGAAAGACUCGAAAGUGGCGAUGAUCCAUUUCCUGCUAAAGACAUUUUAAAAAUAACAUAUGAAAUUGUAAAAGGAUUAGAAUAUUUGCAUCACACUGCCCAUAUUUUACAUGGUGAUAUAAAAAGUUAUAAUGUGUUAGUUUCUGCAGAUUAUAAAACUGUUAAGCUAUGUGAUUUUGGCGUGUCUUUGCCACUUACAAAUAGUUUAGAAAUGUGUACUUCAAAUGAAAACUUUACAUAUGUGGGAACAGAUUGUUGGAGUGCACCUGAAAUAAUAUUUGAGGAUGGUCCUGUUACAAAUAAAGCAGAUAUUUGGGCAUGUGGUCUUGUAGUUUGGGAGAUGAUAGCCUUAUCAUCACCUCAUGUAGAAUCCUCAGAAAUGGAUGAAUCCUGCUUAGAUGACUCAAUGUUAGAAAUGCAUAUGAAUAGCAAUACAAAAACAAAUGAACAUGAUAUAAAUAUAGAUGAUGAUAAUAGUUUUCUUAAUGAAACAUGCAAUAAAAACUAUGGUACUCGUCCUGCAUUACCUGCUAUUAAUCUAGGAAAAGAAUAUGAGAGAGUACUUGAAGUAUUUUUUGCAUGCACUACUGCAGACUAUAAAGUGAGGCCUAGUGCAAAAGGUCUUGUUAAUUAUUUUAAAAAUUAUGUAUAUAAAUAAUAUAUAGGUAUAUACAUUACUGCUUUUAAUACUUUUUAAAUAAACAAUUUUAUGAAUGUUAUAACUUGAUAUAGCUGUGAAACAGAUUAAUGACAUGUAAAAGCUGUUUUUAUUUAUCUAGAUAUACUGAUUUUUAUUACUUUCAUAAUAAAUAUCUUCAAUUUCACUUCA